This is a messenger RNA of Hemibagrus wyckioides, 2230 nucleotides long. Its product is annotated as piggyBac transposable element-derived protein 4-like. The record is from RefSeq and is a predicted model, not a curated record. The transcript is spliced from 3 exons. Lineage: Eukaryota; Metazoa; Chordata; Actinopteri; Siluriformes; Bagridae. The coding region runs from base 1196 to 1990 and encodes 264 amino acids.
GCUCUGGAACGUGGCAAGAUGGAAGAUUCCAGUUAGCGCGAUAUUAUGUCUGUCUUUCAACUUAUCGCGAGAUUCCGCCUGCUGUGUUUACGCCUUACAGAUUAAAAUAGUGAAGGGUUAUAUAAUUUAUUAAAGUUUAUUUUCAGAUGUGUGGAGAGAUGUGUUUAUCCGUCCACAGGAAGAUCUUACAUCUAUUAAAAUAAAAUCUGCAACAAAUCGAGAGAGAAAAAAGCGUGUAUUAUAAUAAUAUAAUAAUAUUUCUAUGAUAUUACGUUCACCAACGUGUGUGUCUAUAUAUAUAUAUAUAUAUCAUCCUGAGACCCAGCCUAUUCAUUUAUGUCAUCUGUGAUGGACAUUAGUUUUUGAUCUAUAUCUUUUGACUCAUUUGAGCUACCCUACUAAGGCCUGAUGUGCUCAAUAGAGGACAUCCUGGCCUUUCCAAUGCUAUCUCAUAUGUUUGGGUGGGAUGAGGGGAAGUUUGUUUUCAUGCGGAGACAAAAUGGAGACUGCAGAAAAACGUGCCUGUCAGGAAAAAUUAAAAGAAGGCAGAACCAAGGCAGAGAGAAUUUUGUAUCGAAUGGUUGAGGGAGAUUCAGAUCUGGAACUGUCAGAUGAGGAAAAUGCUGAGGAUGAGGUUGCUCCUGCUGAAGAAGAGAGAGAAAGCUCAGAAGAUGAGUCAGGAGGCUCAUCAGAUGAGCUGACAGACACAGAUGACAGGAAAACCGUCGUCCUCUGUGGGCCAAGACCAGCAUAUUUAAACCUGUGCUGCCCAGGCCUCCUGACUGUCAAGAGGACCCCACCAUUCGUAGAAACUGGAGUCCUAUUCAGUACUUUUCACAGUACAUUGACAACAAAGUCUUUGAAGACUUGGCAGCAUUUACAAAUCAGAGAGAGCUACAGACAAAGGGUAUCUCCUUCAACACCACCGCUGAAGAAAUGAGGAUCUUCUUUGGCAUUUCAAUCCACAUGGCCUGCCUUGGCUUUCCCAGAAUCAAAAUGUUUUGGGCCAGCAAAACCAAAGUGCCAAUAAUAAGCCAGAAAAUGACAAGGAAUAGGUUCUUCAAGUUAAGAAACUCACUGAAAAUUGUCAAUGACCUGGAUGUAACAGAGGAAACAAAGAAGAAAGACAUUCUUUGGAGAGUCAGGCCACUUCUGGACAGAGUAAGGCGAGGCUUACUUCACAUCAGUUAACCUCAUGGAUAAAUUUCUGGCCAAGAGCCUUCCAGCAACUGGAACCAUAACAAAAAACCGUCUCCCAAAGACGUGCCGGUUGCCUGAUGACAAACAACUGAAAAGAGAAGGGAGGGGAGCGUCAGUGAUGGUAGUCAGGAGAAGUCCUGAGUUGGCCAUCACAAAAUGGUAUGACAACAAGCCUGUGCUGAUGGCUUCUACUGCACAUGGAAAAGAUCCUGAAGAUGUCUGCACCAGAUGGUCGAAUAAAGACAAAGUCCAGGUCCAAGUGAGAAGACCCUCAGUCAUUAGAGAGUACAAUGUCAACAUGGGUGGUGUGGACCUCUGUGACCGCAUGCUGAGCUUCUAUCACAUGGCAAGCAGAACCAAGAAAUGGACUAUGCGUGUGAUUGCUCAUUUCUUUGAUGUUGCCAUCACAAAUUCCUGGAUCCAGUACAAGUCUGACAGCAUAGCGCUUAAACGAUCAGCAAAAAACACUGAACAGUUCUUGGACUUCAAACUGCAUUUGGCAAAUGAGCUGAUGAACUACCUAGAACCUGAGGACACUGACAAAAGAGUAGACGACAGUGAGGAGAGCGAAGAAGAGUACGAGCCACCCUUUAAAAAGAGGAUUCCACAACCAGAAGCAUCGUUAAGAAAAUGUGGGGCCAGACACAUGCCAGAGAUGGUAGACUGCAACCAUGCAGAGAGGUGCCGAAACCAAGGUUGCAUGGGCAAAACAUAUAUGAGAUGCAUCAGUUGCAAGAUGUUCCUCUGCAUAACAAAGAAGAGAAACUGUUUCCUGGAGUACCAUCGCUAAGAAUUAAAGAAGAACAAGGAAGAGUAGGAGGAAAACAAUGAAGAGGAGGAGGAGCUAACAGAUUCAAACUUGAGCUACCCAGGCCCUCCUGACUGUUGAGAGUUUAAUUUAUGUUCAGUUUAAUUUAAAAAGUUUUAUUACAAAAUGGAUUGGCUUUCUUCUUUUCUUUCAGCCCAUUUUGAUUCUGAAGUGUCGCUGUUAUUGUCGCUGUUAUUUUAUACAGUAAAAUCGUUCUGUUGU